GAAGGCCGCGGUGCCCCUCAAGGCCGACCUGGCGCCCUUGGUGCCCGCGCCGCUCAUGUGGGACUCAUGACCUUAUCUGCCUCCACACCGGCGUCAUCCACCUGCUCGCCAACAUGCUCAGCCUCAUGCUCGUCGGGCUCAGGCUCGAGCAGCAGUUCGGAUUCGUGAGAGUUGGUGUCAUCUACCUCGUGUCUGGCAUCGGGGGCAGCAUGAUGUCAACUGAUAGUAGUGUGGAUGGGAGAUGGAUGCCCACAUGGAUCCGGCGUCUCCGACCUCGGCAUCCACAAGGAGGAGCGGCGACAACUCCGGACCCGUCCGUUGGUGCUGCUGAUUCUGCUUGGAUGGACAUGCUGCCUUUUCCAUGUCGGCUACAUGACAGCCAUGGUUCACACUCCAUGGACCAGGACGACCACCGGGACCUCCACGGCGAUGCUGAAGCCCUACACAUGGUCGAGCUCCAUGGAACAACUGUGCCUCGGUGUGGUGCAGCCAAGUUGGGCCACAUCAGUGCAUCAGGAACUCUGCAUGCUGAUGUCCUUUGUCUCAUCAUCUUAACUACUAUAGUAGUAGGAGUAUUUUAUAUGUUGUUCAUUUCUUGGCCAACCAGCAUGUUUGCUAAUCAUCCAUCUGCCUCAUGUUAUAUGAUCCCUACCUAGUAAAUUCAUUGUAUGCAGACUUCUGGUGUUGGUUUAGUUUA
Molecule: messenger RNA, 697 nt
Organism: Triticum urartu
Lineage: Eukaryota; Viridiplantae; Streptophyta; Magnoliopsida; Poales; Poaceae
Source: RefSeq, a predicted model, not a curated record